Molecule: messenger RNA, 1747 nt
Organism: Oryzias melastigma (Indian medaka)
Lineage: Eukaryota; Metazoa; Chordata; Actinopteri; Beloniformes; Adrianichthyidae
Product: paraneoplastic antigen Ma3 homolog
Exons: 1
Coding region: 27-1715 (562 amino acids)
Molecular function (GO): zinc ion binding; nucleic acid binding
Source: RefSeq, a predicted model, not a curated record
CUGUCGUUCGUGCGUUAGGUAACUUAAUGCAGUCAACAAAGGCAAAUGAAAACAGCCCAUUCAGGCGUCUAAGGACAUUUUCUGGAGUUCAUCCUACUCCACCUGGAGAAGAUAACUUAGACAAUUGGGUGGAACAAGCAAAGUUCAUGGUUGAAGAAUACGAUUUUACAGACAGGGAGGAAAAACGAAGAAUCAUUGAAAGUCUCAGAGGACCAGCCUUGGAGAUCAUUCAGGCUGUACGCAUGUCACAUCCAGAUGCAAGACAUAUGGAUUACAUACAGGUCUUGGAGAGUACUUUUGGAACGGUAGAGUCAGGAGAGGAACUCUAUCUUACAUUCAGAGCUCUUCACCAAAAGUCAAAUGAGUGCUUGUCAGACUUUUUGCUUAGACUGGAAAGAACACUGAACAAGGUUGUGCAAAAAGGAGGCCUAAAAGUCAGUGAAGUCAAUAAAGCAAGAUUAGAGCAACUCAUCAAAGGUGAAACAGAGUCUGACAUUCUGCUACUCCAGCUAAAUCUCAGAGAGAGGCAAAGUGACCCACCGUCAUUCCUUAAUUUACUCAAAGAGAUUCGUGAAGAAGAAGAGCACGAGUUAGCCAGACAAAAACUCAAAAAACCAUCAAAGCAGUAUGUUCGCACUGUGCAAACAACUGAAACAGAACCUGAAAAGGAUCAUUCAAUGGAUCUUCAAAAUGAAGUUCGAGAGCUUAAAGAAAAACUGAAAGCACUAAACAAACAAACGGAUAAGAAAGGGUCCAAAGAGACGAAAAAAGUUAUACCUGAAGCGGAUGAAGUGCAGCAACUGAGAAGAGAGGUUAAAGCGCUUCGAAAUCAAAUAAAUGUAAUGUCCGUGAAAUCAAAACACAACGCUAGAGACACAAGUCACUACCCAAAAUUUAAAACAGAACAAAGUGCCAGGCCUACUCAGCCAAAAUCAAAAAUUCCUAAAGAUUCAGAGUAUUUUUGUUACCGAUGUGGAGAGAAUGGACACAUUGCUCCUAAAUGUACCGCUCCAGAAAACUCACAGAAGGUGAUACAAAAGCUCAUAAGACAAACACGACGAAGUACUGAUGUGCAAAAAGAAAGCACUGAAGAUCAAAAUGAGCCUGUUGCUCAUGUUAAUAAGGCUAGUGUACAGAAUCAAAAUUCAGUCAUUCCUCCAGGUCUGAUUGGUCCAUCCUCCAUAGCUGCUAUCAAAGUGAACAACAUCUCCUGCGAUGGUCUCAUGGAUUCAGGAUCCACUGUGACCAUUAUCUUUGAGGAUUGGUAUAAAGUUAGCAUUCCCAAUGUACCUAUCCAACCGAUUUCCAGCCUAGCCAUUUGGGGUUUAGCGGCUGAGUCCUAUCCUUAUAGUGGCUACAUAGUAGUUGAUAUGGAGUUCCCAGAGGAAGUAACUGGUGUUAAAGGUCCGGUUACUGUGCUAGCUCUUGUCUGUCCUGAACCACCACAAGGUCAUGAAGCCCCUGUUGUUGUUGGCACAAAUGCUUUUCUGUUUCGCAGACUGUUUCAGAUUUGCAAAGAAAGUGACAAUGAAAGUAAAGUUAUUUCUAUGAGAGUUAAAGCUGUCUACAAUGAGAUAAAACUUCAGCCACAACUCCUAAAUGCAGAAGAAAAAACUAUUGGACAAGUGAAAUGGAAAGGUCCUGGUUCGCUCACCAUAGCUCCAGGUGAAAAGCUCUAUGCUACAUGUAAAGUAGAUUACAAAGCUACUCAUUGACAAGAUGUUUUGCUAGUUGAAGCACCUGUCAU